AUGGGAUAUCAGAAACAUUCGACUUUAAUGUGUCAGAGAAAAUUACCACCAUCAUUUUGGAAUAGUGCUUACCAACCAGCUUCCACCUCUCAUAGUAACUUCCCUCUAGGUGCCGACACAUAUUUCCCUACUUCGUUUUACGGCUUUCAUAAAAAUUGGCCAUAUUAUUCACAGACUCAUUCUUAUGGACAAAGUGCACAUAGUUUAACGUAUCCAAGUAUAGACUCUGCCAGUAGACUCAAUUCACAUUACAGCUCUUUGAUGAUGCCAACAGCACCCUCGUUAUCAAGUCGUUUGGACAGUCGCCAUUCACAAUAUGAUUUAACAAAAGGAGCAGAUCCCUUUCCGUCAUCUUAUUAUUCAAUGGGAAGGUUUGGUGCUGAUGUUGCUUCAACGAUGGGUAUGGAAUCUGGCAUCGCAGGUGUUGAUUUACCAACUCAGCAUACAAAGAAAGAAUUAUAUUGGUGA
This is a messenger RNA of Lottia gigantea (owl limpet), 468 nucleotides long. RefSeq lists its product as hypothetical. Bases 1 to 468 code for a protein of 155 amino acids. The transcript has 3 exons. The record is from RefSeq and is a predicted model, not a curated record. NCBI's taxonomy places the organism in Eukaryota, Metazoa, Mollusca, Gastropoda, Lottiidae.